AUGUCGCUUGCGAGUCGAAAAUAUUCCCGAAGACGACGCAACAUCAUCUGUUCCGCUCAAUUCGUCUUACUGGCCGCUACUAUUUUCAGUCUCGGGAGACGCGAGACCGUUAAAGCUGCGACGGACCCAGCUCAAGUGGCCGCUCUUCACACCAUUGCAUCGUCCCUCGCCUCCUCCAACCCCUUCUUCCACGCCUGGGCCGGAAGCGACCCCUGCGCUGCUGCUGCUCCUCCUGCUACAGCUGCUGAUCCCAGCAGCAAGGGCUGGCCUGGGGUCACCUGUGAGAGUGAUGGCUCGGGCAACCAUGUGGUCACGUCAUUGACACUGCAAGGGCUGGGACUUUCCGGGCAGCUUCCUCCAGCUCUCUUCGAGCUCACCACGCUCAGAAGCCUGGACACAUCUCUCAACCCAGCCCUCACAGGCAGCAUCUACAGCACCAUCAGCGCCCUUUCUGACUUAUCCAUGCUGGACAUGCACGGAUGCAACCUGUCGGGUUCCAUCCCUUCUACUAUCGGCCUCUUGAAAAAGCUCAACUUUUUCGCUGUCAACAGCAACCAGCUAUCCGGCAGCAUUCCCAGACAGGUGGCGAAUCUAACCAGCCUCUAUUUCUUUGACAUCACAGACAACAGAAUCACAGGGCCUGUGCCCGUCCAACCAGGAUUCGACACGUGUACCAACAUCGGCCACCUUCACCUGAGUCGCAACCAGCUAACAUAUGUCCCAGGGCAGCUGGGAUGGCUUCCAAACCUCAUCCACCUCCUGGUGGACAACAAUCGUCUCAACCAGACCUUUCCAGCGGGGCUCAGUGGUUCAACCAGCCUGCAGAUCAUCCAUCUGAGCAACAACACGAUUCAGGGCCGGCUUUCUCCUUCCCUCAACCUCCCAGCGCUGCAAGACCUCCCUCUUACCCCUUGCACUCUUUCCCCUUGCCCUCUUUCCCUUCCCCUCUUGCUCUUACCCUCUCUCCCCUUACCCAUGCCUCCCUCUCAGCGAUUUGAGUCGCAACAACUUUCAAGCAAUCUCGCCCUGAACCAUCUCAACGGCAACCUCCCUCCCGGGCUGCCCUCAGCCAACCUCACACGACUCCACUCCAUCAUGCUAUCAGACAACAACCUCACGGGCCCCGUGCCUCCGCUAGACGCCCUCCCUGCCAUCGCCACCAUCUCACUCUUUGAUAACCAUUUCACCCGCGCGCCUGCUGCUCUGCUCAGCAACGAAAACGUCACUCUGCAUUCCUUCCUUCCACCCCUCCAUCCCCCUCCCUCCAGGCUAUACGGCAACGACCUCUGUGUGCCCUACCUCCCUGCAGUCACCGCAGCCUGCUCGCCCCCUCUUGGCAUCAUGCAGUACCAGCCCGCUCCCAUCUGUGACGACCUCUCCUGUCCCUCCCUCUACGCGCCCAGCCCUCUCCUGCUCGCCCUGACCAACGCUAUACGGCAACGACCUCUGUGUGCCCUACCGCCCUGCAGUCACCGCAGCCUGCUCGCCUCCUCUCGGCUUCAUGCAGUAUCAGCCCCCUCCCAUCUGCCACGACCUCUCCUGCCCCUCCUACUGAGUUCCCUUUGUCCUUCGCCCCUUCCUUCCCCAUCCCUCCUCCAGGCUAUACGGCAACGACCUCUGCUAUACGGCAACGACCUGUGUGUGCCGUACCGCCCUGCAGUCACUGCCGCUUGCUCGCCUCCUCUCGGCUUCAUGCAGUACCAGCCCCCUCCCAUUUGCGACGACCUCUCCUGCCCCCCUCUCUACGCGCCCAGCCCACCCCUGCUUGAGCUGACCAACGCCUGUGUGUGCGUCUCGCCGCUGGAGGUGGAGUUGAAGCUCACUGCGCCGCAGUAUGCGGUGUUUAAUGACGACCUCGCGAGUCUGCUUGUAGAGAGGAUAGCUGGGAGUCUGGGCAAGAAUGGGAUCGGCAUCUCGACGGGGCAGGUGGGUUGGAACUUGGAGGCAGCAGAUGGGAGUGUCGGCAGAUCGCCCUCGUUUUCCUUUCUUCGCCUUGUCUCCUCUUUUUGUUCGCUUCGUCCCACCCCAUCACAACAGAUCGCCAUAGUAUCAGUCACCGGGUCCAUCCUCUCCCCUUCCACCAUCAUCCGUUCCCUUCUUCCUCUUUCCCCUCGCCCCCUCUCCCUUUCCCCCCCUCCCCCUUUCUCCCCCUCUCCCCCCAUCCCACCCCAUCUCAACAGAUCGCCAUAG
Messenger RNA from Closterium sp. Naga37s-1, 2190 nucleotides. The record is from the annotation of a GenBank genome assembly. NCBI's taxonomy places the organism in Eukaryota, Viridiplantae, Streptophyta, Zygnematophyceae, Desmidiales, Closteriaceae.